This is a messenger RNA of Trichobilharzia szidati, 1535 nucleotides long. NCBI's taxonomy places the organism in Eukaryota, Metazoa, Platyhelminthes, Trematoda, Strigeidida, Schistosomatidae. The record is from the annotation of a GenBank genome assembly.
AUGGGAAAGAAGCUGGAAAUAUCGAAAACUCCUGAAGAAAAGCUAACAGAAAAUGAAAUGACAAUUAAUGAAUGCGCUUUAAAUUCUUCUGAUAAGGCAACUGAUACAAUAUUUCAUGCACUUUGUGAAUGUCUUGCCUUAAGUAGAAUUAUAUAUGAAGAGAAAGAUUGGCAUAAUGCUCAAUAUUACUGCUGUCUUGGUUACUUUUAUAUAACGUACAAAGGUCAUAAGUAUGCAUUACAAGCUGAAAGUCAUGCAGAGAAGGCUGUCAAACUGUUAUCGCAUACAUUGAACUCAGUUAGUGAAGAGUCUACAAAUGAUUAUCAUAGCAAUAAUAAUUUCAUUAUCUCUUGUCUGAUUCUACUGAGUUAUUAUACACUGGCAAAAUCUAAAUCAAUUCAACAAAAAAAAAAAGAAGCGCUCAGUUUAAUCAACCAAACUGAGAAAGCACUAUACAAAGCUGAAAAACAAUUUGAUUUAAUUCAAAAUGCCAAACAUUUUACUGGAAGUAUUGAUGAUCACAACAAAACUUCAGAGGAUUCAAAGAAAAUUCUGGAAGAUUAUUAUGAACAGUGGGAUCACUGUAAUUUACUCAGACUUGACAAGAAUUUUUUCCCAAAUUUAUUUCGUCUAAAAUUACGUAUUUAUAACUUGCAUGGAAAAAUUGCAUGUGAAAAUGAAAAAUUUGAAUUGUCUUAUGAAAAUUACUUAAAAGCAUUAAAACUUAUUGAAGAGAAAUAUGAUGCAGAAAGCAAGGAAACAAUACCCAUUUAUCAAGCUCUUGGCCGAGUUGAAGAAUAUAGAAAAGGGGAUGGUUAUGGUGACAAAGCCAUAUCACACUUUCAAAAAGCAUAUGAAAUUUCUAAAAGGAUCUUCAAUGAGAAAAGUGAUGUUCAGAAUUUAUUAGAACUAACGCGUUCAGUUUACUUAUUAUGCACAGCCUGUGUGAAACUCAAUUCGAAGAUGAACAAAGUUGAAGAAUUACUCGGGGAAACUUUACAAGCUAUAGCUACAUUUUCUGUAACAAAUAAUCAACAUUCGAAUGACAACUCAACUGAUAAUGUUAUCACUGAAUCUAUGGAUUUACCACCUACAACAGAUGAAUCGCCUUUAAAUCAUCAUGAUUCGACAGAUCAUUUCGUUAAUAUAAAUAAUAAAUAUUCGAAUGAAACUGUUAUCAAAUUAACAUGUACCUUGCGUUCAUUAUUAGUGAAAAUAUACAUUAAACAAAACCAUUUUCAAGAGGCAUUAUACCUACUACAAGAAAAUUUGAAUAUUCAAGAGGAUAUAUAUGGAAUGUAUAAUGCAGAUGUCAUAAAAACACGUCAGUUGAUCUUGUCCAUUCAUAUGGUUCAAGGGAAUUUCUCUGAAGCAGUCAGCCAAGCAGAAUUGUGCCUUAGUCUUGAGGAAUUUACUUUUGGUGUCAAAUCGAAACAAGUAAAGAAAACUAAGGAAAUUUUAGAAGCCUUAUCAAGUUACAAGAAGAGUGGACAAAUUUCAAAUUCGACCCACUAAAUCAGAAGAUAACAUGGCAA